UAGGUCAUGCACGUACACAAUGCGAAAGGUAUGGAUUUUGUGUUGUGACAUUUUACCUCAUGCAUCAUGUAUGGCUUGUUGUGCUCAACUCCAUGGGGUCAUAGCGAGGGAUCGGAAGUUGAGCGCCAUGUUUUCCUCUUCGUCAUGAACAUUGCGAUGACGUGGCACACUGUUUGCGUGGUGAGAGAUCAAAAUCCAAACUAGGCGUCAUUUCACGUAGCCAUAUUAGACACUGAUCACUUAAAGUUUCUCCUGGCAGCUUAUCACGAACUCAAAGCUAGACGAUCAUGGCAUCGACGACUGUGAACCUUAGACCUCCGCCGUGACACUGAACUAUCAAGUGCUCUGACUUGGGUCAGUGCAAACAGAAGUUGGCUGUGGCCGUUGGUUUCUGGCUUUGGACCUGAUUUAUCCAUUAUUUUUUGGAAAGAACACGUAAAUUCAAUUCAGGUAUGUCUGGUGACCAUUCAAAACGUGCGGGAGACUCGCAGGUUCGCCUUUUUGUCUGGACAGGCCUUCGAUCUUUGUCCACCAUACUAACGAAAUGUCUGAGCUUUGUGGAAGACAGUCUGAUUUUCUUUGAGCCGUACUUUUGCGCUUAUCUGCAUGGGCCCCAGAGGUUCGUGCCAGAGGUUCCAGAUGCUGACGAGGAAGCUCGGAUUGCGAACUACGAAAGAAACGCCGCUGCGGUGACUUCAGUUGAGGGGGGAUUUGAAGCAUCCGAGUGCACAUACCAAUGGGUGAAGGAGCGACUCGAAGAAGACCAUGGCGAAAAACGGUUCGUCUUCUGUAAAGACUUCGCCUCAGCAGUUAUCACUGGAGACAAGCUGAAGUUCCUCCCACGUGGCUAUCAACACGUGUUUCUCAUCCGCCAUCCCCUAAAAGUCUUCCCGUCUAUGAAGAGUAUGCUCCGUGUAACCAUGAAGGCGUCCGACGAUUUCAGUUUGGAGGAGCUAAAGCGGUAUCCGACGGACGGCAUGUAUCGGGACAUGUCUGAUCUAUUCGACCACAUACGGAAAGAGUACAAACAAGAAGCAAUUAUCAUCGACGCCGAUGACCUUCAGCAAGAUCCUAGGGGCGUCCUAUCAGCGCUCUUCACCGCCAUUGGGAUGCCCUUCCAAGAGCAGCUCCUCAGCUGGGAGGCAGGGGAUGCCGUGUCCCGCUCAUGGAUAAUCUCCCAGACGCAAUUGAGAGGAAAUAAGUUUGGGCAUUAUUACAAGAACGCCUUCGCAAGCACGUGCUUCCUGAGACCCAGUGCACUACCGGAUCGUGAGUCGCUCUCAGCGGAUAUUCUCCGCUGCGUCGAUGCCUCCAUGCCCUAUUACGAGAAGAUGUACGCCCAGCGUUUGAAACCUGUCUAAAAUUUGGAAUACACAUUGCGGUCUAUAUGUACAAAUAGUUGCGAAGAGGAUAUUUGCUAUACAAAAUGGCUCAAGAAUGGUAGUCCCUAUUACUGUAAGUGUGCUUUACUUCAAUUGAGCUAAAAAAACAAAAAGUUCAUCCCAGCCCCUUUUCUAGCCCAGAGUAGUGAUUCCUUAAGAACGUUUUUGAUUAUCCUUAUUUACAACGUAACUUCUGACAAGUACAUGUGAGAGGAGCAAAUAAUAUAAUAUGUACUUUAAUUUCGAAAGUUGUCUUGUGUUCAAAGUUUUGUUCUUUUCAGAUGAAAACUACUCUAAUUAACUCUGUUGAAUAUUAUCUUCACAAUAUACGGCAUAAUUUUCAAAGGAAGGAUCUUCAAGUCUUUUUGCUUGUUAAAAUAAAACUUCAAUAAUCAGAUGAGCUCAAACAAGGGUACAGUUUUCGAUAUUCGAUAUCCAACAACUCUGUGAACAAAAAAAAAGGCAAUAUUAAAGGUUUGCUUUUCAAUCUUAAGUAAAUAAUAAGCUUGAUCUCUUGCAUUAUUCAUAUUGGUUCAUAAUGAUGACCUUUAUACACACAACUUUCUAGUGUAAAUGGUCAGGUAUAUCCAAUGGCAAAUUGUUUGAAAUACUACAAAUUACAUUCUGCGUUUGAUACGUUUAAUACAUCUUUUAUGGCAGAUUUCAUCUCAUUUAAAAGUUUCUGCGACUUUAGUAUAAUAUUAGUUGUAGUUGCUAGUUCGUAGAGUAAUGGGCUGGAAACAAUGUGUCCAAAUCUCGCCUAUUUUGCCAUUACAAACGAAAAGACAAAAAUAAACAAAAAAAAUCUUGGCGAAUUAUUCGCUCUUUUUUUUAAGAGAGACAGGAAAAAUGCCUAUACUUGCUAUGUAAUUGAGUUUGAAUAAUGUAAUGUGGAUAAAUGUGAUAUAAUAUAUCAUGAAUUGUAUUAUGCUUGAUGAAACAUUUGAUGUAAAGCUCAUAUCACGGUUCCUGUUAAAAGUAAACAGCUGCCUAUCUUAUGAUAGCAUCUUAGCUGGUGCCUCUCUAUAGUACAGCGAGUUGAUUCAGUACCAAAGGUAAAUGGUUUGUAAAGUUAAAAUUGUUCACAUUUGAGUUGAUGCGAAUUAUGAUUAAAAAAUCACACACACUAUAUGCAUGAAAAAAUUACAUGUAUGUUGAGAGACAUGUUGUGCAUGAGGUAAACCUUUCUAUUUUUUAAUCUCAUGCUGUGAUCUAGCUGUUUGCAGUAAAGAAGUAUCAUUAAGCUGA
Messenger RNA from Acanthaster planci (crown-of-thorns starfish), 2630 nucleotides. RefSeq lists its product as uncharacterized. NCBI's taxonomy places the organism in Eukaryota, Metazoa, Echinodermata, Asteroidea, Valvatida, Acanthasteridae. The record is from RefSeq and is a predicted model, not a curated record.